AUGAGUUCAUUGGAGGUAAAAACUUUUAAAUUUGUAUUUUGGGCUUUCAAGCCAUGCAUUGAUGGAUUCCAAACAUGUCGCCCUGUUAUUUCAGUAGAUGGAACUCAUAUGUAUGGAAAAUAUGACAUAAAGUUAUUGAUUGCUGUUGGAAUUGAUGGAAAUGAUAACAUUCUUCCUCUAGCGUUUGCUAUUGUAGACAAAGAAUCGAAAGAGGCAUGGAAGUGGUUUUUUAGAAAUUUGAGUGCACAUGUGAUAAAGAAUAGAGAGGGUAUUUGUGUUAUCUUUGAUAGAGCAAAAGGGAUCUUGACUAGUUUGCAGGAGUUGCGGCGAUUUCAGAAGCCUCGAGUCUUCCAUCGAUUUUGCAUAAGGCAUCUUAAAAGCAACUUUCAAUCUCGAUUUCCAAACAGGGACCUUAGUAGGUUGAUGUGGAGGGCUGCUUCAGCCCAUCAAGUAAGGAAGUUUGAAUCCUUGAUGUGGCAAAUUAAAGAAGAAAAUGUAGAGGCAUACGAAUACCUCAUGGAGAUUCCCUUGGAAAAGUGGACUGUUAGCUAUGAUGAUGGAAAAAGAUGGGGAGUGUUGACAACAAAUCUUUCAGAGUCGUUUAAUGGAGUGUUGAAAAAGGCACGAGACUUGUCUGUCACUGCUAUGGUUAAACUUUCAUUGGAGCAAACUAUUAAACGAUAUACUCGUAGGUCUCAAAUAGCGCAACAACUUCAAGAACAAAAUGAGCUAUGGACCGGGAGGUUUAAGAUAAAGUGGGAGAAGAACUAUGAAAGUUCAAAGAGGCACUUUGUUUUUGAUUGGAAUAUACCCACAGGGGUAUACGAGGUUAGAUCUAUAGAGGUUGAUGGUACCGGUGGUAAUCCUCAUUAUGUUUCACUAAAUGAAAGAAAAUGUGAUUGCGGAAAAUGGGCUAAUUUGCAUUUCCCGUGUUCACAUGUCAUGAAGGUCACUGAUAGAAUGGGAGAACUAGCUAGAAAUUUUGUUGCGAGCAUUUCACAAUAG
This is a messenger RNA of Solanum verrucosum, 1005 nucleotides long. RefSeq lists its product as uncharacterized. The transcript has a single exon. Gene Ontology annotation, molecular function: zinc ion binding. The record is from RefSeq and is a predicted model, not a curated record. Lineage: Eukaryota; Viridiplantae; Streptophyta; Magnoliopsida; Solanales; Solanaceae. Bases 1 to 1005 code for a protein of 334 amino acids.